Pelobates cultripes (western spadefoot toad) is the source of this 654-nucleotide messenger RNA. NCBI's taxonomy places the organism in Eukaryota, Metazoa, Chordata, Amphibia, Anura, Pelobatidae. The record is from the annotation of a GenBank genome assembly.
AUGGCGGCAGCCGACCAAGCUCCUGGGACUCCACCCGCCCAGUCUCUACCAACACGGCUGACAAGCAAACUACACCAUGAAGACCGCAUAGCAGCAGCUUUUGAACACUUUUGGGCGCAGUGGAGGGCCACACUGGCACCGACCCAAACAAUCACAACGAUUCCUCGACCACCCACUACUCCACCUGCAUGCGGGCCGCCGACGAGGCACACAGCCGGACCAAAGACUGGUACGAAGCAACAAGGGGCAAGGAGGGCUUUACCCAGUCCUAAAGCUCGCAGACCAUGCACCCGACGCUGCCAAUCAGGGCCCCGACACACUCAGAGAGCCUCCAUCCUUGGCCCGACAAAAAGCAUAAUAAGGAGGCGCACCCAUGGGGCCUAUGCUCAUCCACAGCAAAACACAACCGCAACCAACACCCAGACGGGCUUUGCCCUCACAGCAAGAGGACACCCAGAGACACCAACCCGUGACACAGCAAGGAGAGCAGAACAGCCAUCAAGCCACCAAGGAAACAUCCCUGCUACCCGAGGUACUCACGGAGGCCCAAGAAGCAAUGGCGGAGCCCCUUCAGCUCUCUCAACCCGCGACACCGAGGCCCCAAGGGACUUUCCGGCUAGUACCAUGCCACUGCCGACCACAGGAGUUGGCUGA